Messenger RNA from Lobosporangium transversale, 713 nucleotides. Its product is annotated as RNA recognition motif 2-domain-containing protein. Gene Ontology annotation, molecular function: RNA binding. NCBI's taxonomy places the organism in Eukaryota, Fungi, Mortierellomycota, Mortierellomycetes, Mortierellales, Mortierellaceae. The record is from RefSeq and is a predicted model, not a curated record. The coding region runs from base 1 to 459 and encodes 152 amino acids. The transcript is spliced from 4 exons.
AUGAUUCGGAACAUUCCUAAUAAAUACACGCAGCAAAUGCUUCUUGAGUGCAUAAACGAAACCCAUUUCGGAAAGUUCGAUUUUUUAUAUCUGCGAAUGGACUUUAAGAGCAAGUGCAAUGUCGGCUAUGCAUUCAUAAACUUUAUCAACACUGAUGUCAUUCCAUCAUUUGUGGAGCAGUAUGUGGGUAAGAAGUGGUCUCGCUUUAACUCGGACAAGAUUUGCAGCCUUUCAUAUGCAGUAAUUCAAGGCAGAAAGGCUUUGAUCGAAAAAUUUCGGAAUUCAUGUGUUAUGAAUGAAGAGCCACAUUAUCGCCCCAAGCUCUACUACACUAGUGGAGCAAACAGAGGCCUAGAGGAGCCGUUUCCUGAGCCAACUGCGCACAGGAAUGCAGCGCACAGGCCUCUGCGGCGUCGGUCUUCAGGCUGCCGCAAAGGGGCUGCCACCUUUUUUGCGUAGCAGCCUGUGCCUGAGGCAAUUGCAUCGAACACCUUAUUAGGGAAAAAGGUGGGAGACGCUAAAGGGGGAUGGGUUGUCUACGAAUUCCUUGCCCCCUUAGAAUAAUUAAUGCUUUGCCUCGUUGCGCGAUAAUAAAGAGCUCGUAAGCUACAACAGAGGAGUGGAAGGAUUAUCUUGAGUCUUCAACGAUCUUUUUAUAGUGUGUGUGCUUUUUUUGCAAUGAGAAGGAUAAACGUGCUUUUAGAUUAAUUUAU